AUGGCUCUUGUAGUUCAUCUAAAAAAGGUCACGGAGCUUCGUGGGAAAGGGGACAGAAUAGCGAAAGUCACGUUCAGAGGUCUGUCAUUCUACAGCAGGGUGCUGGAGGGUUGUGAAGAUGAGGCCAGAUUUGAACAGGCUUUUCGAUGGCCAGUUGCCAGCAAGGUGGAUGGAAAUGAGAUGUUGGAGAUCCAGGUGUUCAACUACAGCAAAGUCUUCACCAACAGGUUGAUUGGCACGUUCCGGAUGGUUCUGCAGAAGGUGGUGGAGGAAGGCUAUCUAGAGGUGUCUGACACCCUCUUAGAUGACAACAACACAGCCAUACGGACAAGUGUAUCCAUAGAGAUUAAAUAUCAGACCAUGGAUGGAAGUUUGAGGGUGUGGGGUGAUGGAGAAUUUCUUGACAUUCCAGACGAACAUGACGGAAAUUUUCAGUUUGAGACGGACAGCUUGCUCUCAAGACAUAGUCACGGAUCUCGAACCUCACUAGGACGAUCCAGCCAGAGCAUUCCUGCGUUCAAGAAAGCAGGGAAAGGAGUAUUUUCUGCCAUGAAGUUGGGAAAAGUCCGCAGCGCCAAAGAUGAGCACAAGAAAGGAGAUGAUCCUGCCAUUUUGGACAUGGAGGACUUGGAUCACAAAGCCAUGCGUUUGCGAGGGGGUUUGGACCCAGACUGUAUCUCUCUGGCUUCUGUUACAGCUGUUACCACCAACGUCUCUAACAAGAGAUCGAAACCUGACAUCAAGAUGGAGCCUAGCGCGGGCAGGCCGGUCGAUUAUCAGAUCAGUGUGACAGUGAUCGAAGCCCGGCAGUUGGUGGGUCUAAACAUGGACCCCGUGGUGUGUGUGGAGGUUGGAGAAGAGAAGAAAUAUACCUCUAUGAAGGAGUCGACAAACUGCCCGUACUACAAUGAGUACUUUGUCUUUGACUUUCAUGUGCCUCCGGAUGUCAUGUUCGAUAAGAUCCUGAAGCUCUCGGUAAUCCACUCCAAAAACCUCUUGCGGAGUGGUACUUUGGUGGGAACCUUUAAAAUAGAUGUGGGCACUGUGUACUCACAGCCUGAACACCAGUUCUAUCACAAAUGGGCUAUGCUAUCUGACUCUGAUGACAUCACAGCUGGCUGUAAAGGUUACAUAAAGUGUGACAUUGCAGUGGUGGGGAAAGGGGACAACAUCAAAACUCCACACAAAGCCAAUGAGACGGAUGAAGAUGACAUAGAAGGAAAUCUGCUCUUGCCUGAGGGCGUUCCGUCAGAGAGGCAGUGGGCUCGGUUUUAUGUGAAGAUUCUUCGUGCUGAGGGGCUUCCCAAGAUGAACACCAGUAUCAUGGCAAACGUGAAGAAAGCUUUCAUCGGGGAAAACAGAGACCUGGUUGAUCCUUAUGUACAAGUGGUGUUUGCUGGACAGAAGGGUAAAACGUCUGUCCAAAAAAGCAGCUAUGAACCCAUCUGGAACGAACAGAUCAUUUUCACGGAGAUGUUCCCGCCACUCUGCAGACGCAUGAAAGUUCAGAUCCGAGACUCGGAUAAGGUCAACGACGUUGCCAUAGGAACGCAUUUUAUUGACCUACGGAAGAUCGCCAAUGACGGAGACAAAGGCUUCCUGCCCACACUGGGCCCUGCCUGGGUGAACAUGUAUGGUUCCACCCGAAACUACACCCUGAUGGAUGAACAUCAGGACCUUAAUGAAGGGCUGGGGGAGGGUGUGUCUUUUAGGGCUCGCCUCCUCCUCAGCAUCGCUGUGGAGAUCCUUGACACCACCUCCGCAGAGAUAAUGAGCUCCACUGAAGUACAGGUGGAGCCAGUGCCCAACGUCUCAGAGAGUGCUACAGGAAAGGUGGAAGAGUUCUUCCUCUUUGGGUCCUUCCUCGAGGCCACCAUGAUUGACAGGAAGAUUGGAGAUAAGCCAAUAAGUUUUGAAGUCACAAUUGGUAACUAUGGAAACCAGACUGAUGGGGUGAGCAAAGCUUCAUCGGUACGUAAGAAGAAGAAAGAUAGCGGAGUGGACAGUGAUGAGGAGGAGUCCGAGCUGAUCCAUAACUCCAGUGAUGAAGAAGCUGAGGAUGAUGAUGGUGACCUUGUGUCUGUGUCAUCCACCCCUCCCAUGAAGCCCGUUGUCACUGACAGGAAUUAUUUCCAUCUGCCAUACUUUGAGAAGAAACCAUGCAUCUACAUUAAGAGCUGGUGGCAGGACCAAAGGAGACGUCUCUACAACUCCAACAUCAUGGACAAGAUCGCAGACAAGCUGGAGGAAGGUCUGAAUGAUGUGCAGGAGAUAAUAAAGACAGAAAAGGCAUUUCCUGAACGGAGGCUGAGGGGAGUCCUGGAGGAGCUGAGCACUGGCUGCAGUCGCUUUGUAACUCUGGCCAACAAAGAUCAGAAUCAGGCUGGAAGAACCAGACUGGACCGGGAACGCCUGAAAUCCUGCAUGAGAGAAAUGGAAAGUAUGGCCCAGCAAGCUAAGACGAUCCGCUCCCAAGUGAAGAAAAACACAGUUCGAGACAAACUCAAACUGGUGCUUAAUUUCCUGCAAAGACUCCGUUUUCUGGCAGACGAGCCCCAGCACAGUAUCCCUGAUGUGUUUGUUUGGAUGAUGACUAAUGGUAAACGAGUGGCAUAUGCACGCAUCCCUUCCAAAGACAUCCUCUACUCCAUCGUCGACGAGGAAAUGGGCAAAGACUGUGGCAAAGUUAAAGCUGUCUUUCUAAGGCUCCCAGGCAAGAAAGGCUUCGGCCCAGCUGGGUGGACAGUGCAGGCCAAACUAGAGCUGUAUCUGUGGCUGGGACUGAAUAAACAGAGGAAAGACUUUCUGAGUGGCCUGCCCAGUGGCUUUGAGGAGAAUAAAGCUGCUAAAAGCUCUGGUCUACAGUCAGUCCCUCCCAUCAGCCUGAUCUAUAACAUGAAGCAGGUGUUCCAGCUGAGGGCUCAUUUGUAUCAGGCUCGCAGUCUGUUUGCUGCUGACAACACUGGCCUGUCUGACCCCUUUGCCCGGGUCUUCUUCUCCACACACAGUCAGGUCACAGAGGUUCUUAGUGAGACCCUGUGUCCUACGUGGGACCAGCUGCUGGUGUUUGAUAAUGUAGAACUUUAUGGUGAGGCCAGUGAACUCCGUGAUGACCCCCCCAUCAUUGUGGUCGAAAUCUAUGACCAGGACACUGUGGGCAAGGCUGAGUUCAUCGGCCGGACAUUCGCAAAGCCUCUGACUAAGAUGACUGGCGAGCAUUACAGCCCUCCACGGUUUCCACCCCAGCUGGAGUAUUAUCAGAUCUAUAGGGGAAACUGCACAGCAGGAGAACUGUUGGCUGCAUUUGAGUUGCUGCAGAUUGGGCCUGCGGGUAAGGCAGAGCUCCCUCCCAUAGACGGCCCAACAGACUGCGAACGUGGGCCAAUCCUGCCCGUGCCACUGGGCAUUCGUCCUGUCCUCAGCAGAUACCGGAUAGAGGUUCUCUUCUGGGGUCUAAGAGACUUGAAAAGAGUGAACCUGGCCCAAGUGGACCGUCCUCGUGUGGAUAUAGAAUGUGCGGGCAAAGGGGUUCAGUCUGCACUCAUCCAAAACUACAAGAAGAACCCAAAUUUCAGCACUCUGGUCAAGUGGUUUGAAGUGGACUUGCCAGAGAAUGAGCUGCUUCAUCCGCCGCUGAAUAUCCGUGUAGUCGACUGCAGGGCGUUUGGCCGGUACACACUGGUGGGCUCGCACACCGUGACAAGCCUCCGCAAAUUCAUCUACAGUCCCCCUGACAAGACUGCCAAUAACUGGGCCCACACAGGUGACAUUUUGGUCAACAUGGACCCAGAGCCCAGCGUAAAGAAAAUGGAAACUGUGGUCAAAUUAGAUGCUACAUCUGAUGCAGUUGUAAAAGUUGAUGUGAAUGAGGAUGACAAGGAGAAAGAGAAGAAGAAAAAGAAGAAGAAAAAGAAAGGAGAAGAAGUAGAUGAGGAAGAGAUGGAUGAGAGUAUGUUGGACUGGUGGUCAAAGUACUUUGCUUCAAUAGAGACAAUGAUGGAGCUUCUCCGAGCCCAGGAGGCAGCCCUGGCUGAAGCGGAGGAGAGAGAAGAUUUGGAGAUUGCAGCUGAGACAACAGCUGAGAUCAAAGCUGAUGACUUUCAUCUGAAAGGCAACAAAACUAAGGAGAAGAACAAAGGGAAGAGCGCAAAGGACAAAAAGAAGAGCCACGCCAGUGACGGGUCAGAGAAACGACAGAACAAAGUUAAAGUAGACGAGCUUCUGGUGUAUAAUAAGGAGCUGGAAAGUGAGUUUGAGAAUUUUGAGGACUGGCUACACACCUUUAACCUGUACAGAGGGAAAGCAGGAGAUGAUGAUGAAAACAGCAUGCCAGAUGAAGACAGAAUCGUGGGCAGAUUUAAAGGGUCUCUUUGUAUGUAUAAGCUGCCUUUGGGUGAGGAGAUGGUCAGGGAUUCAACGUUUGACCCAAACAUGGGCAUGUUCCAGAACAUUCCGCACAACGAUCCCAUUAAUGUUCUAGUCAGGGUUUAUGUCAUCAGGGCCACUGAACUGCACCCCGCAGACAUAAAUGGCAAAGCUGACCCAUACAUUGUCAUCAAACUGGGAAAAUCUGAGAUUAAAGACAAAGAAAACUACAUCUCUAAACAGCUGAAUCCUGUUUUUGGAAAGUCGUUUGACAUUGAAGCCACGUUUCCGAUGGAAUCCAUGUUGACGGUAUCAGUGUAUGACUGGGAUUUGGUUGGCACCGACGAUCUGAUUGGUGAGACUAAGAUUGACUUGGAGAACCGUUACUACAGCAAACACAGAGCUACCUGUGGCAUCGCAUCCAGCUACUCUGUCCAUGGUUACAACGUGUGGCGGGACCCCCAGAAGCCCACUCAAAUCCUGGCCAAGCUCUGUAAGGAGGGAAAGCUGGAUGGACCUCAUUACGGACCUGGGGGAAGAGUCAAAGUCGCAAACCGUGUCUACUUUGGAUCCACAGAGAUUGAAGAUGAGAAUGGUCUAAAGAAGCAGACAGAUGAGCAUUUGGCCCUGACUGUGCUGAAACACUGGGAGGAGAUUCCCCGAGCGGGCUGCAAACUGAUACCCGAGCAUGUGGAGACCAGAGCACUACUGAACCCAGACAAACCUGGCAUCGAACAGGGGCGAAUUGAGAUGUGGGUGGAUAUGUUUCCCAUGGAUAUGCCUGCUCCUGGCCCAGCCAUCGACAUAUCACCACGCAAACCAAAGAGAUAUGAGCUCAGAGUGAUUAUAUGGAAUACAGACGAGGUAAUUCUGGAAGACGAUGAUUACUUCACAGGGGAAAAGUCCAGUGACAUUUUUGUCCGGGGCUGGCUGAAGGGACAACAGGAGGACAAACAGGACACUGACGUGCACUAUCACUCUUUGACUGGAGAGGGAAACUUCAACUGGCGAUUUGUGUUUCCCUUUGACUACCUGAUGGCGGAGGAGAAGAUCGUCAUGUCCAAAAAGGAGUCCAUGUUCUCCUGGGACGAAACGGAAUAUAAGAUUCCUGCUCGCCUCACGCUCCAAGUUUGGGAUGCAGACCACUUUUCUGCUGAUGACUUCCUGGGCGCAAUUGAGCUGGAUCUAAACCGGUUUCCUCGUGGAGCAAAGACAGCUAAACAGUGCUCCAUUGACCUGGUUCUGAAUGAGCACGAACUACCAACCGUCUCCAUUUUCAGGCAAAAGAGAGUGAAGGGUUGGUGGCCUUUUGUGGCUCGAAAUGAGAAUGAUGAACUGGAGCUCACGGGGAAAGUGGAGGCAGAACUCCACUUAUUGACAGCAGAAGAAGCAGAGAAAAGUCCUGUCGGCCUGGGGCGCAAUGAACCAGACCCGCUGGAGAAACCCAACCGCCCUGACACCACCUUCCUCUGGUUCCUGAGUCCACUGAAGGCCAUCCGCUACCUGCUGUGUAACCGUUACAAAUGGCUGAUCAUUAAAGUGCUCCUGGCCCUGCUGCUGCUAGUCAUGCUGGGUCUGUUUCUCUACAGCUUGCCAGGAUACCUGGUCAAGAAGAUGCUGGGAGCUUGA
Molecule: messenger RNA, 5994 nt
Organism: Chanos chanos (milkfish)
Lineage: Eukaryota; Metazoa; Chordata; Actinopteri; Gonorynchiformes; Chanidae
Gene: otofa
Product: otoferlin a
Exons: 46
Coding region: 1-5994 (1997 amino acids)
Biological process (GO): plasma membrane organization; synaptic vesicle priming
Cellular component (GO): synaptic vesicle membrane; presynaptic active zone membrane
Molecular function (GO): calcium ion binding; AP-2 adaptor complex binding
Source: RefSeq, a predicted model, not a curated record